AUGCUCAAUACAACCAAGCUGGUUGCAAUCGAGUCAUCUUCUCAAAACAUUUCGUCUAAACUGCAUCAAAUCAAUUCGAGAGUCGAGGCUAUUCAAGAACCCUCUAUGAGAAUCAGCACCCAUCUACCAGUGCUGCAGGACAGCGUGGACUCCGUCGCCCAUCGGGUCGAGUACCAGUCCGGCCUCAUUCUGGACAGGAUCCAGAAAGGUAGCCAGAAUGUCCAAGAGGGUAUCCAUCAAUCUAUGGAAAUACAGUUCAAACAGCAGCAAGAAGAGUUCGAAAAGAGAUUUGGGCAACUUUUCAAAAUGCUCCAGCGGCCGGAUCCAAACGUGUCUGUCGCGCCAUCGACACUUCAGGAGUUAUGUGACAGUGUUCAAACGCCUAAACAGAGGCGUGACCGAGAUUUGCCAGAGGAUACAAUCCAUUCAAAUUCACGCGCUGUGACAAGAAUGUCACAGGAUAUCCUACAGCGCACAUCAGUCACCGGUCGGGAAUGCAUUUGUCAUCGAUCUUGGCGGGCAGCCACGGGAAAGAGUACACAGAUGGGCCAUGUCUACUUCUCCAGUGCAUUUGCAACCCAGCGUCAUUGGCCGAGUUGCCCACAGUCACAAUGGGCACCAACUCAGAGCCGAAAAACAUGGGGUGUGAAAUACACUGGUCUUACCCGUAUACUAAAGGCCGCUGUUGAUAUCUCAUUCUCAUACACAUUCGGAGCUGGCGGUUUCAGUAUUUGUCCCAACUUUACCUACUAUCCGACAGUUAACGACGAAACGGACUGCGCCUUCCAAGUAUUAGAAGUACUUUAUUCGGCAAGUUGGCGGACGAAUCGAGAAAAAAUGGAGCUGUUGAUGGCCUCCUGUAUCAAGAAAUUGGUAAAGAUCUUUGAUGGGAAGAAGGCGCUUCCAUGGUCUGUCAACGACAGAAACGAAAGUCUGGUACACUGUAUGACCGAAAUAGUACGAUUUAAACCCAUCUUGGGAACACGUCAAAUACUCACAGUUUGA
Molecule: messenger RNA, 1005 nt
Organism: Pestalotiopsis fici W106-1
Lineage: Eukaryota; Fungi; Ascomycota; Sordariomycetes; Amphisphaeriales; Sporocadaceae
Exons: 1
Coding region: 1-1005 (334 amino acids)
Source: RefSeq, a predicted model, not a curated record